Molecule: messenger RNA, 1881 nt
Organism: Dimorphilus gyrociliatus
Lineage: Eukaryota; Metazoa; Annelida; Polychaeta; Dinophilidae
Source: the annotation of a GenBank genome assembly
AGUAAAACAUACACUCUGCACGUUGUUUCAGCUGAACCGGCUAUUCUUCAAAAAACCUGAAAUUUAAUUAAAUCUCUCAGAAUGUCGUGGCUUUUUGGAAUGGGAAAGAGUGAGCCUCCACCUAAUUUUGCUAAUCUUGGACUUCCUCCUCCUCCUUCUGGUGGAGGUGAUGGUAAUGACGGUAAAACUUCCCAAGGUCAGUCGAAGAUGGAAGCUUAUCGUUUUGAUUCUGGAGCUUUGGAAAGAGCUGCAAAAGCGGCAAAGGAAUUAGAGAAAUCGAGUCAUGCUACAAAGGCAUUCGAAAUAGUUAAAGAACAAGAGAAGUCAACUCAAAUGAAAGCGCAAACCCAAUAUAAAGAAUAUGAAGUUCAAGUAGAGCAGAUGAAAAUUGAACAAAUAAAGGUUCAACAGGAAGAAAGACGGAAGACUAUGGGAGAAGAAACUAGACAACAAAAGGCUAAAGCUGAUUAUCAAGAUCAGCUAGCCAGAAGAAGAUAUGAGGACCAGUUGGCACAACAGGCCAGAAUCAAUGAAGAGAAUUUAAGAAAGCAGGAAGAGUCUGUUGCUAAACAAGAAGCCAUGAGGAAGAAAACUUUGCAACAAGAAAUGGAAAUGAGACAGAAAAAUGACUUACUUCGAGUGGAAGCUGAAGCCAAAGCCAGAGCGAAAAUGGAAAGAGAGAAUAGAGAUAUUAUAUUGGAGCAGAUCAAAUUAAAGGCUGAAGAAAGACGUAAAACUAUUUUAGAUUCUAUCACGACUGCGGGAUCUGUUCUUGGCUCUGGAUUUCAGGUAUUUAUUAAAGACUGGGAUAAAGUUACUGCAACAGCCCUUGGUAUAACCCUUUUCGCUGGAGGCAUUUAUGGUGCCAAGUUCGGAACAGGAGUCAUUGCCCGUUAUAUUGAGUCCCGUUUAGGAAAGCCAUCACUAAUUCGUGAAACAUCGAGAUUCACUCUAGCUCAGGCCUUAAAACAUCCCAUCUCCACCGGAAAAAAAAUAUUAAAUAAAUCACAAGAUGCUCUUAAAGGAAUAGUUCUGCAACCUCAAGUUGAAGAAAGACUUCGAGAUGUAGCAAUUGCUACUAGGCACACAAAGGCCAAUAAAGGCUACUAUAGGAAUAUUUUGUUUUAUGGACCUCCAGGUACAGGAAAGACGAUGUUUGCUAAAUCCUUGGCCCAUAAUUCGUCAAUGGACUAUGCCAUUUUGACUGGAGGAGACAUAGCUCCCAUGGGUAGAGAGGGUGUUACAGCUAUGCACAAAGUAUUUGACUGGGCAAACACUUCGAGGCGAGGUUUGUUAUUAUUUGUUGAUGAAGCUGACGCAUUUCUUCGUAAGCGUUCCACUGAACAAAUAUCAGAGGAUAUGAGAGCGACCUUAAAUGCUUUCUUAUAUAGAACUGGUGAGCAAAGCAAGAAAUUUAUGCUUGUUUUGGCUUCUAACCAACCGGAACAAUUUGAUUGGGCCAUAAAUGACCGUUUGGAUGAAAUGGUUGAAUUCCAACUGCCAACUCUACAAGAAAGAGAGCGACUAGUCUACCUCUAUUUCGAAAAAUUUGUUCUUCAACCUAUCGCUGAAGGAAAGAAGAGACUAAAACUUGAUCAAUUCGAUUAUUCAGCCAAGUGCUCAGAUAUUGCACAUAAGACAGAGGGAUUAUCAGGGAGAGAAAUAGCUAAAAUGGGUGUUGCUUGGCAAGCUGCUGCAUAUGCUUCCGAAGAUGGUGUUCUCACAGAAAAAAUGAUUGACGCUAGAGUCGAUGACGCACUCCAAGGUCAUACUAAAAAGGUUGCAUGGCAAAAAGACCAAGAACUAAGUUCUCCAGCUAGUUUAUUGUAUACCUCCCAAAAAGCAAGGGAAUCGUUGCAUACAAAGUUAAGUUCGGAGUAG